UAUUCGGCUUAUUCGUUGACUUAGUUACCGUGUGAAUGAAUGUGUGUGAAUUAAUAUCUGUAUCUGCACCGUAUGAUUUUUCAUAAAAUAUCACAUAGAUGAUUUUCGUUGUUUCGUGAAAACUAAUUCAGCAAAAUGGGCAUUUUGGAAAAAAUAUCGGAAAUCGAGAAGGAAAUCGCGAGGACACAGAAAAAUAAAGCAACUGAAUAUCAUCUGGGUUUACUCAAAGCCAAACUAGCAAAAUAUCGUUCUCAGUUGCUGGAGCCAUCAAAAAAAUCUGAGAAAGGUGAAGGAUUUGAUGUGUUGAAAUCUGGUGAUGCUAGGGUUGCAUUGAUAGGUUUCCCAUCGGUAGGAAAGUCCACACUGCUCAGUACUUUAACCCACACAGAAUCGGAAGCUGCUUCGUAUGAAUUUACAACUCUAACCUGUAUUCCUGGUGUUAUUGAAUAUAAAGGUGCAAAUAUACAGCUUCUUGAUUUGCCUGGUAUUAUUGAAGGUGCAGCUCAGGGCAAAGGUAGAGGUCGACAAGUGAUAGCUGUGGCUAGAACAGCCGACUUAGUUUUAAUGAUGUUGGAUGCAACAAAACAAGAUGUUCAAAGACAGUUACUCGAAAAAGAAUUGGAAUCUGUAGGCAUACGGUUAAACAAGAGGAAACCAAACAUAUAUUUUAAAAUCAAAAAAGGGGGUGGAAUAUCUUUCAACUCAACCUGUAUUUUAACAAAAGUGGAUGAAAAACUUGUUCAAAUGAUUUUACAUGAGUAUAAAAUAUUCAAUGCUGAAGUUCUAUUCAGAGAAGACUGUACUGCAGAUGAAUUGAUAGAUGUUAUAAAUGCAAAUCGUGUAUAUUUGCCAUGCCUUUAUGUUUACAAUAAAAUUGAUCAAAUAUCAAUUGAAGAAGUAGAUAGAAUUGCAAGACAACCAAAUAGUGUUGUAGUUAGUUGUAACAUGAAAUUGAAUUUGGACUACCUGUUAGAGACUCUAUGGGAAUUUUUAGCUCUUAUAAGAGUAUACACAAAAAAGCCUGGUCAGCCACCUGACUUUGACGAUGGUUUGAUUCUUAGAAAGGGAGUUACCGUUGAGCAUGUUUGUCAUUCAAUCCAUCGUACAUUAGUUGAACAAUUCAAAUAUGCAUUGGUCUGGGGUACAAGUACAAAAUAUUCUCCUCAAAGGGUUGGCCUACAGCACGUAAUGCACGAUGAGGACGUGAUUCAAGUAAUGAAAAAGUAAAUGGUUCUGUUCCUACAUCAUCAAAAUUGUGAGAUGAAUUGUAGAUAGCGGAGAUUUUUAUAUUUUUGAAAAAAAAAAAAAAACGAUUAAUCUUCUAUUAAAACUUUAGCAAUGAUUGAUUUUUUCAUAAGUUAUCUCGUGAGACAAAGAAGAAGGUAUUUUCAAAUACACCUAUUUAUUGAACAUUCAUGUUUUUAAUUGCAAGAUACUGAGAUAUAUACUGUUUUAUUAAU
Messenger RNA from Phymastichus coffea, 1460 nucleotides. RefSeq names its product developmentally-regulated GTP-binding protein 2. Gene Ontology annotation, biological process: cytoplasmic translation. Gene Ontology annotation, molecular function: GTPase activity; GTP binding. Gene Ontology annotation, cellular component: cytoplasm. The record is from RefSeq and is a predicted model, not a curated record. Bases 136 to 1227 code for a protein of 363 amino acids. Lineage: Eukaryota; Metazoa; Arthropoda; Insecta; Hymenoptera; Eulophidae. The transcript is spliced from 5 exons.